GACCCGGAAGUGUUCGUGGAGCAUGGUUGCGGUUAAUUGGGGCCUAUGCGCAAUAGCAGAAGCUUGACCGGAAUAAAUUAAUUAAUUUUGAGCUUUUAAGAUAGUAGAUCCAUAUUCUCUUGGUCAAUGAGACGCACAGAAAGCUUCCGACUGUGACUCAAGUGUAUCGGGCUGCCACGGAUAAUGAGUAAUUCCUCCUCUGCUAGUCAGACUAGUUGUCUUCUGGAGGGAAGAAGUUUAGAUAAAGCUGAGCAACAGUGUACACUGGGUACUAUUGGGACAAGGCUUAUGUCGACAGGGCCUGUGGGGAGAUCUGAUGGGGACCAGUCCCCCUCGGCACAGAAACGUACCGCUACUCAAGCCUUCAGCCUACUUCCCAAACGCAGGAGCUCAUCCAGAUCCAUAAAACGCAAGAAAUUUGAUGAUGAGCUAGUUGAAAGCAGCCUGGCUAAAUCUUCCACUCGGGCAAAGGGCCCAACAGGGAUGGAACCUGCGCGAUACUCUGGCAGUGAACCAUCAUCCAAUGAGAAGAAAAAAAUAUCAAAAUCUGCCACAGUGCCAUUAGCUCCCAGCAGCAUUGUCAAACGGCUAAAGAAAAGCAAGCAGCCACUUCAAGUCACAAAAGAUCUUGGACGAUGGAAGCCAACAGAUGACUUGCUGUUAAUAAAUGCUGUUUUGCAGACAAACGACUUGACUGCCGUGCACCUAGGCGUGAAGUUCAGCUGUCACUUCACAUUACGGGAGAUCCAGGAGCGGUGGUACGCGCUGCUGUAUGAUCCUGUUAUAUCCAAACUGGCUUGUCAGGCAAUGAGACAGCUUCAUCCUGAAGCAAUUGCAGCAAUUCAGGCCAAGGCUCUCUACAGCAAGGCAGAGGAGCAACAGUUGGCGAAGAUUGGAUCGACCAGUCAACCUACUCUGGACACUUUUCAGGAGUUGCUAAACAAACACCCAAAUGUUUUCUAUCAGUCACGAACUGCCAAAUCCCUUCAAGUUCACUGGCAGCUGAUGAAACAAUAUUACCUCUUAGAAGAUCAAACAGUCCAACCAUUACCUAAAGGAGAUCAAGUUCUGAACUUUUCUGAUGCUGAAGAUAUGAUAGAUGACAGCAAACUCAAGGAAACGAGAGACGAUGUCCUGGAACAUGAGCUCACCCUAGCAGACCGACGGCAGAAACGAGAGAUUCGGCAGCUGGAACAGGAGCUUCCGAAGUGGCAGGUUCUAGUUGACAGUGUCACAGGUAUCAGCUCUCCUGACUUUGAUAACCAGACGCUGGCCGUUUUGCGGGGAAGAAUGGUACGAUACCUGAUGAGGUCUCGAGAGAUCACGUUGGGUAGAGCCACAAAAGAUAAUCAGAUUGAUGUGGACCUUUCUUUAGAAGGACCAGCAUGGAAAAUUUCCAGAAGGCAAGGUAUAAUAAAGCUGAAGAACAAUGGAGACUUCUUCAUUGCCAAUGAAGGUCGACGUCCCAUCUACAUCGAUGGCAGGCCAGUGCUGAGUGGAAAUAAAUGGAAAUUGAACAACAAUUCUGUCGUUGAAAUUGCUGGUCUUCGUUUUGUGUUCUUAAUUAACCAGGAUCUGAUUGCACUGAUCAGGGCUGAAGCUGCCAAGAUGAACCAGCAGUGAGAGGGAGUUCCUAGUCUCUGAGCAAACAGUGGCUAAAAUAAUGAUGAAUGCACUCUUACCGCUGUCCAGGAUUUGUAAGCCUUCCAUAACUUGGACUGUUUCAUUUAAUUUUACCAGGAUUAACAACUCUGGACCAGGGCUAUCUGCUAUUACUGAUGUACAUUUGUCAUUGGCUACCUAAUGGAAGGUACGGUUUUACCCUGCACAUGGACAACUGAAUUAAAAGUGGUACAUAGAGGCAAGAGGAAGGAUAGCAUGAGGCUUUUUUUUGCAAUUGUAAAUGACGCACCUGGAAGAUGACUCUAGCUACAGUCUUUGUUUUCCCAGAAAUCUAUUCCUGUCUUCUAUCAUGAUUUUCUGUAAGAUUUUCAUGACAAUGAUUCAAUAGAAUUAAACCAUGGAAUACUGAUAGUGUAAUCUGAGCACGAGCUCCUGCUUCAGUUUUGAACAGUUGUUACAUUUUCACCUUUUUAAAGAAAAAAGGUUGUGGAAAACCUUUUUGAAUAAAUGUUCUGUUUUUCGGCAGCCCUUUCCGUUUCAAAAUGAGCAGUGGACUCGAUGUCAAUCUGCUAAAACCAGUGGUAAUAAUUCAUUGGUGGUGCUUUUAUGGCAUUACUACCCACACCAUUCCCAAAUGAAACUAAACACUUUUGUCUGAUGUCAGAUUCAUACUGGUGUGUUUGUCACACAGCAAGAUGGCUUCAUAGCCUCCUGGGUCUUGAGUUUUGGGUUUCAGGGAUGUCUGAGAUGGAGACAAUUUAAGCAGCAGAGAUUAGUUUGCCCUUGCACAGUCAGACUCUGGAUUGCAUGCUGAUCGUGAGAUGGAGUUGGCUGGUUAAUUGGCUACUGUAAAUGAUCCCAAGUAGGUGGGAGGCAGGACAAUCAAGGGAGUUGAUGGACAGGUGAGAGAGAAUAGGUUAUUGGGAAAUAAAUGGGGGAAUGAGAUUGAUGGGAAUUUUCCAAGAGCUUGCAUAGACUCAAUGGGCCAAAUGGCUGCCACCUAUGUUGUAAGGAAAUAUGAACACAAUGUUGGGAAAUGUGGUGGAGCUGAGGUGGUGGCUGUGGGUCACUUGCAUGACUGAACUGGAUUUUUUUUUGUUAAAAUGGUUCCUGAUCAGAAUAGUGAGGUUAAAGUAUGGGCAAGUGUAUGUACACAUGAUAAUGUGAGUGAAUUAAUGAUCUGUUUAUGAUUAAAAGUGAAAACUUACCAAACAGUUGUAUGUAAAAGCACUGCUAGUAUUUUUAAUAUUUUAGGCACUGGAAUAAACCCCCAGCCAAUUUCAUUGCAUUCCUGGGAUAUGUUAGGCACUCGAGCCUUUUAAUUUCAGCCACUGUCCAAUAUAUGUUAGAAAAGAAAAUAUGCUUUUGAUAGUUUUUGAUCUUGACAAACUGAAGAUUAUGACACUUCUAAACCAGGGGUAGGUUGCUUAAGAGAGGCUAAUUUAAAAGCAAAAACGUGUGUUUGUAUCAAGGACAAAAAUAAAUUGUCUUGCGCAUUUUUGUUUUCCAAGAUUUGAUUCUUGAGAAAAUUUACUUGAUCAUUAAGCUGAGUAACUAGGUUCAAGAAAUUGCAAGAAUAAAAUAUUAAAGCAUGGAUAUUCAAGGCUUAGUUUUUAAUGGUUGCCACUCUGGUGGUGACAAUGAAUGUUGUUAUUUCUCUGGUGGGUUGGUACAAAUUUUGCUUCAACUAUGAUGUGAAACAAAGUAGCUUUCAAAAGGGAAAUCGAUAAAUAUUUCAAUUCAAAAUAUUCACAAUUCCAAAAAAAUCAAGGAACUAGGUCGAAGUGACUACUGUUUCAGAGCUGCCACAGUGGCCUCAUGCUGUAUAAUUCUACAUCCAUUUAAAUAGCCAUUUCUUUGCUCUGAAAUUUCUCAAGACAUUGUUUACAGGGUUUAGUAGCCUUCAGGUGGGCUGUGAAGAUGUGCUUUAAAGAUGUUGUUUAAUGGAAUUCAGUUGUACUUACUUAACAAAAUUAAAAAGGUAAAUUUUUGUCUUAAAAUUUACACACAAUCAUAAACCC
This is a messenger RNA of Pristis pectinata (smalltooth sawfish), 3644 nucleotides long. RefSeq names its product microspherule protein 1 (gene mcrs1). The coding region runs from base 184 to 1623 and encodes 479 amino acids. Gene Ontology annotation, cellular component: MLL1 complex; NSL complex; Ino80 complex. The transcript is spliced from 15 exons. NCBI's taxonomy places the organism in Eukaryota, Metazoa, Chordata, Chondrichthyes, Rhinopristiformes, Pristidae. Gene Ontology annotation, biological process: positive regulation of transcription by RNA polymerase II. The record is from RefSeq and is a predicted model, not a curated record. Gene Ontology annotation, molecular function: protein binding; G-quadruplex RNA binding.